Molecule: messenger RNA, 1893 nt
Organism: Triplophysa dalaica
Lineage: Eukaryota; Metazoa; Chordata; Actinopteri; Cypriniformes; Nemacheilidae
Exons: 4
Coding region: 80-1804 (574 amino acids)
Source: RefSeq, a predicted model, not a curated record
UUUCCAGCACAGAGGUGAUUCUCAAGAGAAGAACUCCAUGAUAUCAGCAUCUUAUUUGAACUCAAGAUAAGAUACAGUCAUGUUCUUUAUUCUUCUGAUUGCAUCAACGUUUACCCAAGGACAUACAAUUGUGAGCCAUGGGGACAGUUUCAUCACAGCAUUUCCAGAAAACUUAGGUUACUUUUACCCAUUUGAUUCUGGAAGAACUCUUAGAGUCACCGCAUUACAUGACGGAACUUCCUUCACCGUCUACUUCAACAACACAAAAAGAAAAAUACAAGACCUGAGUAGUGGGGAAACUGCAAAAGUGACGUUUCCAAAAACUGCUGAAAUACAUGAACUAGACUACUCGACUAACUCGAUCCGAAUUACGAGUGACAAAAAUGUUGUAGUACAAUCUUUUAGUCAGACAGAUAAAGGCACCAAUUUGGGGAGGAGUGUCCAGACCCGUGUUGUUCAACCCAUAACAAAUCUUGGCACAGACUACUUGAUCCGUCCGCUAAACCAGUCAGACCUUAUCCAAACGUUCAGCGGAUCCCCAGGACCCAUCUUGUCCAAAAGAUACAGCUCGUUCAAGCUGAUCAUCAUCAAUGCGGAGAACACAGAAAACAACAUCACGAUAUUUAAGAACAUUUCGGGCAGUGUGAAGCAAGAAAACUUUACAAUCUCAUCAUACCAGCUCUUCGAGUUGCAGGCCAAUGCUUCAAUCUUCAAGGUUAAAUCUAGCCAUAAAGUAGCAGUGAUUCUGACUCAUCCGUGUCUAGAAAUUGAAGCCUGUAAAUGCAAUAUGAUAGUGAAUCAGAUUCUUCCUACACAAUUUCAGGGUCAGAACUUUGUUGUGCCGUUCAUGCAGGGAAUAACCGAGAGCCGCUUACUUAUGACAUCAAAUGACAUGUCAACUUCUCUAUCUCACAAUAAUGUGCAGUUACAGCCUAGUCCAUCCGGCUUCCUGUCACUUUCAAGUCAGACCGAAUCUCAGUAUGUUAAUUCGUCGGGAAACGUGUCCCUCACACUGAUCAGUCCAGGUCUUAUCAUUGAAGUGAUCCCAGAAAACAUGUUUGCUGCCUGUUACCUGCUGCAGUUCUAUUCAGACAUCAGCGCCACUAAGAAAGCUUUAGUGAUAGCAGAAACUGGAAGCAGGAAAGAUGUACACAAACAAAACAUUCGUGUUACAAACACUAAGUGGACUGAGAUUAAUGGCACAAAAUACUCUUCAGGUAUAAUAUCUUUAACAGAGUCGCAAACCUUCAUCUGGCAUCCAUCCUCAAAGAUUGCCGUUUAUAUUCUGGAGGACACUGAUACGGCAGUUUAUGGAGGACCAGCUAUACCUAUAAACGAUCAACCAGAUGAGUUCGGCUGUGUGGUGAUUCCUGGACAGUUUGAAGUACAAAAUGUGCGUCUUAACUGGACUGAGUCUCUGGCUCACUGCACGAGUCUUCAAGGCCAUCUUGCCUGUCUUAAAAAUGAAGACUUUCAGUCGGAGUUGGCCAAUAUGGUUAACACAACAGAGGAUGAGGAAGCUUGGAUCGGCCUACGUCGUAGUUUGAUGACAACAGAGUGGUACUGGCAGAGGCAAAAACCAUCAACAACCCCAUUACCAUCACCAUCUGUGGCUUACGUUCACUGGGCUGAUGGGCAACCACUGGACAAAUCGAAGGGCCUUUGUGCUUCGUUAUCACUGGAUCGUGAAGAUGCAUUCAAAUGGAAAACUGCGAAGUGCUGUGAGAAAAAGCGCCCGGUCUGUUACAAACCCCCAGUAGUCCUUACUGCUUUAAAUCUAGGUAAAACAGAAAAUUUUUAUUAGGUUCCCAUGUAGCGCCAAAUGAUAUAUGCAUUUUUACACUGUGGCUUUAGUAGUUACAGUCACUGUUUUAUUUCUGGUGAAAGGUACUU